Messenger RNA from Eriocheir sinensis (Chinese mitten crab), 1222 nucleotides. RefSeq lists its product as uncharacterized. Lineage: Eukaryota; Metazoa; Arthropoda; Malacostraca; Decapoda; Varunidae. The record is from RefSeq and is a predicted model, not a curated record. The transcript has 4 exons. Bases 188 to 1060 code for a protein of 290 amino acids.
CCUGUUUGAUGUUCUUAAUAGUCGCUCACCAUACGGCAAGGGAACAAAACAGCCAAUCAGGACGGAGAACUGGGCUGAAAUCAAGACGUUCCUGCUUGAAACAAAGGACUACUUGACAGCCUUGAAGACUGUGGAAGGGAUACCUUUGCAUACUUCAGUCAGAGGAACCUGUAUCGUAGGACUAUGCAUGGACAUCGUAAGCACCAUAGCUAUAGUAGAAGAGCUCAUGCUUCCCAAGGUGCAUGGUUUCAACUACUUCUUGACCUAUCGAACAAGUCAAGAUCACCUUGAACUUUUCUUCUGCGCUGUCAGGCAAUGUGGUGGAUCUUCAAACAACCCCACAGCAGGACAGUUCACAAGCAUCUUCAGGCGACUUCUGGCCCGUACCGGCCGUUUGCUUGGAUCCGCGGAAGCAAAUGUGAAGAGACUAGAUGACACAGCCCUAUUGGAUGGUACAACAUCAACCUAUGUUCCUCCGCAUGACACCAAUGCUGCUGAGAUCACCCGGGAAGAACAUAACUAUGCAGCCCUGCACAAGAAUAUGGGCAUCCUGGUUGAGAACAUUGUGGUGUACAUUGCUGGAUGGGUGAUAAAGAAGGCUAUUGAUCAACUCCGCUGCGAAGACUGCAGAAUCAGCCUAGUAUCUGACACCUCUUCUGAGUCUUCAGUACACUACCAGGCAGCAUUGAAGUUCCUCAGCAUGAAGAACUGGAGCAGCAAGCUACAUGUACCAUCGGAUGGUGUCAUCGCAAUUCUCCUUAAGGCCGAGCAGCACCUGAGAGACCUAUCCAGUAUGAAGUAUGUAAACCCAAAGAUCAGCCUGGUGCGACUGCAGUAUCUUGUAUUACGAGAUGUUGACCCUGAUGUCCUGUGUUUGCACUCGCAUGUUAUGGAUACAGCACAAGGAAUAGACAACCACAGUUAUGACUUGGUCCGUUUGCUGGUCAAGAUCUACUUCAAUGUGAGGUACUAUCAUGUGGCUAGGCUACACACACAAAAGUUCCAGGCCAGGAGUGUGCGACAGAAACUAAACAAGUUGGUGUUGUUUAAGGGACAGUAAAAUGUGUGAGGGCAAGUCAAGCAAUGGGAAUGAAUAUUAUAUUAUUUUAUACCUGCCUAAAUUUUUGGUGACCACCUCUUUUUUAUGUAGCCUAAAAUAUGUAAAAUAAAGUAUACAAUUACAAAACAGUCGUUGUCUUUGAAAGCCUACACAUACAGUAGG